AACGAACCAACAUGGUUGCCCGUGAAUAUCGCCUCCAACUUUACACUACUGUUUACCGGGAUAUUUUGAAAAAACACAGUGGCUGAUCACCGACUGUAAUUGAGCGUGGCAGUGUAAGGUCACAAAAUGGUACCAUCGAGGCUAUUGCAGCUUGUAUUCGUGGCGUUUCUGCUCCGACUUUCUGCAUUGUCGACAGCCGAGGACGACCCACUGAAUCGUGCAGUGGAGCGAGCUAAUUUCAACAUUGACGAAGGCCAGCCACCGGGAUCCUUUGUAGGUGCCAUCUCAACUCGUCCUGGAUUUACGUACAGAUUUAGCGAAGAGUCUGAGUAUUUUAGUAUAGACAGUAUCAGCGGGGAAAUACGGACAAAAGCAACAAUUGACCGAGAAUCUUUGAGUAGCGAUUUACUCUCGUACGUUGUAUUCUCUAGCGAGCCAACUUACCCAAUCGAGGUACGGAUUACCGUUGACGAUAUCAACGAUAACUCGCCUAAUUUUCCAGAAUCUCGCAUCUAUGUCUCCUUCUCUGAAAGUGCGAGGACAGGUACGUCUGUUAUUCUAGACACUGCGACAGAUCUCGACUCGGGUUCGUACGGAAUAACAGAGAAUUAUGCUAUUGUCGGCGGGAAUACUGACGACGAGUUAUUUCGACUGGUUGUGACAACAAAUCCAAGCGGAGCUGCUGCUUUCCUGCACGUUGUAACAACCCAUACACUAGACCGAGAAGCACAGGACUUUUACCAACUGAACAUUUCGGCGCAAGAUGGAGGUAUUCCACCACGAUUUGGAUUUCUUUUAGUGGAUAUAACUAUUCGCGACGCAAAUGACAAUCCGCCUGUUUUCGACCCGAGCGAGUAUGAAGUUAGCUUGAUCGAGAGUAUAGAACCAGAUACGCUUGUACUCACAGUUCGCGCAACUGAUAGGGACAUUGGCGAAAACGCUGAAAUUAUUUACUUUCUAGAUGAGAGAGAGGACUUGUUUACUAUUCAUCCUUCAACUGGCGAGAUCAGGACGUUGAGAGAACUUGAUUUUGAAUCAAAUGAGAUUUACACAGUGACAGUGGAGGCGAAAGAUAAGGGUAAUCCUACCCAGUAUGGCAGGGCAUACGUCCAUGUCAGAUUGCUGGAUGAAAAUGACCAUUCUCCUGUUAUAACAUUUCGAUUUAUACCAAGCAGUGAGACUGUUGCCAAGGUGGCAGAGGAAACAGCAGUUGGGACAAUUAUUGCUAUUGCCACGGUAACAGAUGAGGAUGAGGGUCUCAAUGGGCAAACGAGUAUCCAGAUUACAAGAGGAAAUGAACAAGAACAUUUUCGAAUUUAUCCGUUAGCCAGUUUGUAUGCAAUUCAGGUGGCAGCUAGUUUAGACCGUGAGCGAAUUUCACAGUAUAAUUUGACAUUUUUUGUUAAAGACUUUGGUAGUCCACCUCGUUAUACGUUUGCCUAUCUAAUCAUUUAUGUUACGGAUGCAAAUGAUCACGCACCCGAAUUUGAGUAUGAACAGUAUGAAGUCACGCUCAGUGAAGAUUUACCUAGCGGGAGUUUUGUGGAGAGUCUGACAGCCACCGAUGAGGAUGCAGAUUUAAAUGCGCAGAUAUUUUAUCGUAUCACAGAAGGAAAUGAUCUUGAUUGGUUUGAAAUCGAUGAAAACACUGGACUUAUUACAACAAAAAGUGCCUUAGACAGAGAAAUUGCCAGUAGAAUUGUAUUGAACAUUACAGCUCAAGAUCAAGGUGCUACACAACAUUUAGCAGAAACUCACAUCAUUAUCAAUAUUGCAGAUGAGAAUGACGAUGCGCCGACUUUCGUCAUUACCAGUUAUAAUGUGACAAUAAUGGAAAAUUUCACUCCACCUAGGGAAGUAGUUAUCGUGUCUGCAACUGACAUGGAUUCCGGUGUAAAUGGUGAAGUGUCAUACACUUUGGCUGAUCAUGUGGAAAUGGAUUAUCCUGGAGUCUUCACCAUUAUUGAAAAUACAGGGAAAAUCAUGACUCUGGUUACAUUUGAUCGGGAAACCAUACCUGAGUAUACCCUAUCUGUUAUAGCGACAGAUGGAGGUGUGCUACCGCGGUCUUCCACUACGCAAGUCAACUUAAAAGUUGGCGAUUUAAAUGACAAUUCCCCAAUAUUUUACCCGGUUAAUUACUAUGGAGAAAUUGAUGAAAACCAGCCAGCGGGUACAACAGUCAAACAUGGGCAAGUGAGUGCCACAGAUUUAGAUUUUGGAAGCUAUGGUAGAGUUGCGUAUACCAUUAUACAAGGAAAUUCAGAUGGUCGUUUUAGUAUUGAUAGAAACAGUGGAGUCAUUAUCGCAACAACUUCGUUGGACAGAGAACAAAAGAAUUCAUAUCAGCUGAUUAUAAAUGCACAAGACGACGGUGGUCGCAGUGCCAUUCCAUACGCAACAGUCCAUAUCACAGUGGUUGAUAUACUAGACAAUCCACCACAAUUUGACAAACUUGGUUACACUUUUGAGUUUUUUGAAAAUGUUGCUUUAGGACACUCAGUCGGUAGAGUGAGUGCUAGCACAGGAGAUCAAAGUUCGAUUCUUUCCUAUGCAAUUUCGUCAGGCGAUAGAGAUAAUGUCUUCCAAAUUGACUCAGUUUCUGGGGAAAUUACGACCGCUAAGGAAAUUGAUCGUGAAGUUACUCCUUUUUAUCAACUCACUGUCAUUGUGAAUGGUGGGCCAGUAGUUGGGCAAACACUUGUGAAUAUCACUAUUUCAGAUAAAAAUGACAACUCGCCUGAAUUUCCCCAACCCAUGAUCACUACGGCAGUUGUCGAGAACUGGUCUGUGGGACACGAAGUACAACAAAUACAUGCCACAGACAGAGAUGAUGGGCCGAACGGACAAAUUGUAUAUGAACUUCUCCGAAAUCCUGAUCAGAAAUUUCGUAUUGAUGAAACUACAGGAUGGAUUUAUCUAAAUUUACCAGUUGACAGCUCAGUGAGAACAUAUUAUUUACAGGUACUGGUGACGGAUUUUGGAGUACCACAACUUUCAUCCAUCCUCAACGUCACUGUUGAAGUUCGUGAUAUCAAUGACCAUUCGCCAGUGUUUGUACAGACUCGCUAUCAAACUGACAUUAUUGAGUCUAUUUCGCGGAACACCCAAUUUUUUCAAGUUUCAGCCACGGACCAAGAUCUAGGGCAAAAUGGACUUGUUACCUAUAGUGUAACUCAAGGAAACACAGAAAAUAAAUUUGGCAUUUUCCCAGAUGGCAAUUUAUGCUAA
Messenger RNA from Saccoglossus kowalevskii, 3231 nucleotides. Its product is annotated as protocadherin Fat 4-like. NCBI's taxonomy places the organism in Eukaryota, Metazoa, Hemichordata, Enteropneusta, Harrimaniidae. The record is from RefSeq and is a predicted model, not a curated record.